Carlito syrichta (Philippine tarsier) is the source of this 675-nucleotide messenger RNA. It is a transcript of the gene FGFBP2, whose product is annotated as fibroblast growth factor binding protein 2. The record is from RefSeq and is a predicted model, not a curated record. The transcript has a single exon. NCBI's taxonomy places the organism in Eukaryota, Metazoa, Chordata, Mammalia, Primates, Tarsiidae. Gene Ontology annotation, biological process: cell-cell signaling. Gene Ontology annotation, molecular function: growth factor binding. Bases 1 to 675 code for a protein of 224 amino acids.
AUGAAGUUCAUCCUCUGUCUCCUGCUGGUGGCCUUGUCCUGCUUGGGGACUUUGGGGCAGGAACUGAGGCAAAAGCAAGGAAGCGCCAGGCAAGAAUUUUAUUUCCAGACUCGAGACAGACAUUUCUGCACUGUGCACACCAGCAGCUUGGGGCAAGGCUCUGGGGAAGUCCAGCUUCGCGCCGACUGCCACAGUGCAGACCAGGCAUAUUGGUGUGAGUACCGCGGGCAGCCUACCACAUGCCAGGCCUUUGCUGCCGAUCCCAAAACUUACUGGAACCAAGCCCUGCAGGAGCUGAGUCGCCUUAGCCACGCAUGCCAGGGGGCCCCUGUGCUGAGGCCAUCCAUCUGCCAGAAGGCCGGGCCCCAGGCACACAUGCAGCAGGUAGCUUCCAGCCUGAAGAGCAGCCCGGCGCCUAACCAGCCCUCUGAGACCGCCACGGUUGGAAAGCCAUCUUCGAGGCCCGGGGCCCUGCUGAGACCCACAAAAGCAACGCCACGGGAAAAGGGCUCCAUGACAACACUGGGAAAAGCCGAACCCGCCACCCAACCCACGGCCAAGGCUACCCAGCCUGGACCCAGGUCCAGAGAGAAGGAGGAAGUGAAGAAGAUGAUCCAAGAACUCUGUUGGGGGCCCCUCCAGGCCCUGUGCACGUUUCUCCUCAGCUUCUUCUGA